UAUGACUUCACUGUGGUAUUCCCAUCCCACAACCCUCCGCGGGCUGGAAUGAAGUGAGGAGGCGGUGAGCAGUUUGUGUGGAGCUGAUGACAUGGGCUGGAGAACUCCACUGAAUGGAAAAGCUACUUCGACUUCAACUGGCUUGGAGAAGAAAAACUGUGAUUUAACUGGGCGAAAAUAGUUUACUUCAGCAAAACUGGCUAGAAUUAGUUGAUACAAGCAAUCGUUCUAUUUUGGCUGAUUGUCUAAAUUGCCAGAAUAUUAGCAAAAGGUAUGCGUAAGGUAACUAACGUUAGCCAAGUCUGUAGUUUAAUUAGCCUAGCUAGCUAACUUUAGUUAGCUAAAAUGUACACACUACAGAUCGGAAGGGACGCUCGUAGUUUUUGGGGAACUUUCCACGAGUUUAUUACAUUGCAUUGAUGUCUCCUUUUUGAGUUAUGCUUUCAAGAAAGAAAAGUAAAAGCGAGGCGUCGAAACCAGCGGAAGUACACGGGAAAUAUGUGAAGAAGGAGACUUCACCAGUCCUGAGAAAUCUCAUGCCCUCAUUCAUCAGACAUGGACCCACUAUUCCCAGACGCACCGAGGUCCCUCUGCCGGAGCCUGGUCCCUCAGCCUACCCUGUGGGAACCAGCCCUGAACCUGUGGUGGUCCGCAACAAGAGCUUCCUGCGCGCCCCUGUGCAGAGACCACCCCACGAGGUGGCUCGGAGGGAGAGCCAUAGGAUGUCAGCCCCUCCGUACCUACCACGUAGCCUGGGGGAUAUAACCCACGAGUACGGAGGCUCCUCACAGUCCUUCCUCACGGACGUGAGUGCCACGGCUGAGAACGGUGACGCUGGACGCUACUACUACCCCCCGCCUCCGGAACCUUACUACGACAGCCAGCAGCAGCAGCAGAGACGGACUCAGCCCAGGCCCCAGCAGCCCAGAGCACCUGAACGCUUCCAUGAGGACUAUAGAUACUAUGAACACAACGAACAUCCAAACUUCCAAAGACUACCACCACCACAACAACACACUUCCCCGACCCCAAACAGACCGCCAACAGGUAUUGGUCGGAUGCAGGCUAAGUCUCUGGGGAACCUGUCCAGUCCGAGCGGCGAGGACCUUCCCCUGCCCCGUGGUUGGACGGUAGACUGGACCAUCCGAGGCAGGAAGUACUACAUCGACCACAACACCAACACCACCCACUGGUCCCACCCCCUGGAGAGAGAGGGUCUGCCCCCUGGCUGGGAGAAGGUGGAGUCAGCUGAGUUUGGGACCUACUACGUGGACCACCUCAACAAGAGGGCUCAGUAUAGACACCCCUGUGCUCCUAGCGUGCCUCGUUAUGACCAGCCCCCUCCCCUGCCCCCUCCGGUAGUGUACCAGCCUCGCCCCUCGGAGAGGAACCAUCCGGUACUGGUACCAGCCAACCCGUACCACACGGCAGAGAUCCCUGACUGGCUACAGGUGUAUGCCCGCGCCCCGCUCAAGUAUGACCACAUCCUGAAGUGGGAGCUGUUCCAGCUGGUGGAUCUGGACACGUACCAGGGCAUGUUGAAGCUGCUCUUCAUGAAGGAACUGGAGCGCAUCGUCAAGUCCUACGAGGCCUACCGUCAGGCCCUGCUGUCUGAGGUGGACCAAAGGAAACCGAGGCAGCAGUGGUACACUCAGGCCCAGCAGUAGUCGGGCAAGAACUUCACAGGGAACAUGUGAACUGGGUCGUCAAUUCACUAGGAAGCAAACGGGGGAGAAAACAAAGAAGGACGUACCUGAAUUUGUCCAAUAAUAAACCAGUUGGUUGUUGCUAAACAGUUUGCUAUGGUGUGCACUAAUGAAUACAACCCCGAAUUGACUGGACGGAGGAAUGGACUCUGUGCUAGCUCAACAUUGGACUUCGAGGACUCUCAUUCUACACUGUUCAUACGAAGUUCAGCCCUGGUGAACCGUUGUCCCACCCCUCGGAGGUUACUACAGUACAGAGAUCUCCUCUUCCUGAGGUUACUACAGCACAGAGAUCUCCUCCUCCUGAGGUUACUACAGCACAGAGAUCUCCUCCUCCUGAGGUUACUACAGCACAGAGAUCUCCUCCUCCUGAGGUUACUACAGCACAGAGAUCUCCUGAGGUUACUACAGCACAGAGAUCUCCUGAGGUUACUACAGCACAGAGAUCUCCUGAGGUUACUACAGCACAGAGAUCUCCUGAGGUUACUACAGCACAGAGAUCUCCUGAGGUUACUACAGCACAGAGAUCUCCUGAGGUUACUACAGCACAGAGAUCUCCUGAGGUUACUACAGCACAGAGAUCUCCUGAGGUUACUACAGCACAGAGAUCUCCUGAGAUUACUACAGCACAGAGAUCUCCUCCUCCUCCUGAGGUUUGUCCCCCCCCCCCCCCUCCCUUUUGAGGGACGGACAGCGGUAGGUUUCUACAGUCCUCCUCCGAGGUUUUGUCCUUGUCCCCUGAGGUUUGUAGGGAGGGACAGGCAGCGGUAGGUUUCUACAGUCGUCCUCUGGCUCUGUUUUCUAAAGGCAGGAAGAUUACAGGCUGACAGAUCUACUUGUUUGAAUGUCCAUAAAUGACUAUAAUAAGAUGACAGGUUGAGAUUGUGCCUUUUCAUCAAUGGCAGCACUUGCUUGUUUUUUUGUUUUGUAAAAUUAUAUAAAACCAAUUCCAUUUAAGGAGAGCAGGACCAGCAGUGUUGCCUUAGGAACUCGUUUCCAUAUGAAUUCUGCUUCACAAAUGUUUUUGUAAUUGUAUCUCGCCCCAUAUUAAACAGAAAGGAUAUUAUUGAACUUUUUAACUAUUUUAAUGUGAUAUAUAUAUAUAUAUUGUAAUUGUCAUCAAUACUUCCUUUUGUUGACACAAUCCUCGAAAAACGUAUGUAAUUGUCUUACAGAAGAAUUUUAAGUUCUGGUAUGGAAUAGGUCUUCAUGAAGACCUGACGCUUUGUAGGAUACACUACAGCGUUACGUGUCAGGAACUUGGCUCUGUGCAUCACUAUACAUCAUCAUUAAUGAAUUAAAUCACAAUAUCCUUAUUAUAAUAUGACCUGUGUAUUAUAGAAACACACAAGCUACUGGAAACAUAUCUGAAGCCCAAAUUACACCCUAUUCCCUAUGAGCCCUGGUCAAAAGUAGUGCACUACAUAGGGCAGUAUGUCCUCCAGUACCCCCAACCCCGGUCCUCCUGUACCCCCAACCCCUGUCCUCCUG
Molecule: messenger RNA, 3197 nt
Organism: Oncorhynchus kisutch (coho salmon)
Lineage: Eukaryota; Metazoa; Chordata; Actinopteri; Salmoniformes; Salmonidae
Product: protein salvador homolog 1
Exons: 5
Coding region: 438-1667 (409 amino acids)
Biological process (GO): negative regulation of cell population proliferation; positive regulation of apoptotic process; apoptotic process
Cellular component (GO): cytosol
Molecular function (GO): protein binding; molecular adaptor activity
Source: RefSeq, a predicted model, not a curated record